This is a messenger RNA of Fonsecaea erecta, 1125 nucleotides long. RefSeq lists its product as hypothetical. The transcript has 6 exons. Gene Ontology annotation, molecular function: water channel activity. The record is from RefSeq and is a predicted model, not a curated record. Gene Ontology annotation, cellular component: plasma membrane. Gene Ontology annotation, biological process: transmembrane transport. Lineage: Eukaryota; Fungi; Ascomycota; Eurotiomycetes; Chaetothyriales; Herpotrichiellaceae. Bases 1 to 1125 code for a protein of 374 amino acids.
AUGAAUAACAUUAACCCCAAGUCCGGGUUUCUUCCCGGUAUAUUUGGACAUCGAAAAGGAAAAUCAAAGACAGGGGCGACAGCUCCAGGCGAGGACGACAAAAUGCAGGGCCCGAAACCAGUCUCCUUUUUUAUGAAGAUCCCUAACAAGCCUCGAAACCAUUUCAUCGCCAUGGCCGGCGAAUUCGUUGGCACCUUUCUCUUCCUCUUCUUCGCUUUUGCCGGCACUCAAGUCGCCAACACUCCUCAGACGACCACUGGCAAUACGAGCACCGACCUCCCUCAAGGGCCGAAUCCUAUCCAGCUCCUGUACAUCAGCCUGUGCUUCGGGUUUUCCCUUGCUGUCAAUGCUUGGAUUUUCUUCAGAAUUUCUGGCGGUCUCUUCAAUCCUGCCGUCACUUUCGGUCUUUGCCUUAUAGGCGCCGUGCCUUUUAUUCGAGGCGCUCUUGUCUUCAUUGCGCAAAUGCUGGGGGCUAUGGCGUCCGCUGGAGUUGUAAAAGCAUUGUUUCCCGGACCAUUGGCUGUCACAACUUCUCUUAGUGGGGGAACCAACAAGGCACAAGGACUCUUCAUUGAGAUGUUCCUCACUGCCCAACUGGUUUUCACCAUCAUCAUGCUAGCCGCCGAAAAACAUAAAGGAACGUUCCUUGCCCCAGUUGGAAUUGGAUUAUCUCUUUUCAUUGCUGAGUUGGGUGGUGUGUACUACACUGGCGGAUCUUUGAACCCUGCUCGAAGCUUCGGCCCCUGUGUUGCCAACCACUCGUUUCCGAGUGAACAUUGGAUCUAUUGGGUGGGCCCUCUACUCGGCUCGCUCCUCGCGGCUGGGUUCUUCUGGUUCAUCAAAAGCUGCGAAUACCAAACUGCAAACCCUGGCCAGGACUUCGAUGACCUUGAAGCUUCCGCCUACAAUCCAGAAGAAGAUCUAACUCGUCCUGUCGUUAGUCCGACCGCUGUCAUCCCUGACCGUACCUUAUCUCGCACGUCGAGAACUUCCAAGGAAGAGAGAUCCAGUCUGCAAGCAGCCCGGGUGGGCUCUGGGACCACCCACACUACUUUGAGCAACAACACAAAUGGCAAUGCUACAUUUCACGACAGAGCCACUAUUCCGACACAAUCUGCCACUUGA